AUGGUCUUGCGAGAAGCCGUCCGACAUGCCCUGCAGGGAGGCCGUGCCUUCAGCACAUCCGCCUCAAGAGGUGUCGUCUAUGUCUCCAACAUAGGCAAGCAGCCCAUCCGCUAUCCCCCUACCGUCAGCUUCACGCAGUCCCCGGCCGCCCUCUCCGUCCAGGGCCCGCUCGGGACGACGAGCGAGCCCUCGGAGAAGAAGCAGCGCUCGAUGUGGGGGCUCACGCGCACGCUCAUCCAGAACGCGAUCAUCGGCAUGACGGAGGGCUUCACGACGCCCGUGUACCUCACGGAGGGCAUGAGCGGGCAGAGGCUGAACAUGAAGCUCGGGUUCUCGCACGCGGUGUACGUGCCCGUUCCGGAGUACAUCAAGGUGGAGCUGUUGGGGUUGUUCGCUGCAAAAAUCAGGAGGUGGAGGCCACCAGAGCCAUACAAGGGCAAGGGAGUUUUCGUGGGCGACGAGCGUGUCCGCAUGAAAGCAAUCAAGAAGAAGUAG
Molecule: messenger RNA, 495 nt
Organism: Fomitopsis serialis
Lineage: Eukaryota; Fungi; Basidiomycota; Agaricomycetes; Polyporales; Fomitopsidaceae
Exons: 5
Coding region: 1-495 (164 amino acids)
Biological process (GO): translation
Cellular component (GO): ribosome; mitochondrial large ribosomal subunit
Molecular function (GO): structural constituent of ribosome; rRNA binding
Source: RefSeq, a predicted model, not a curated record